Messenger RNA from Coregonus sp. 'balchen', 1609 nucleotides. The record is from the annotation of a GenBank genome assembly. NCBI's taxonomy places the organism in Eukaryota, Metazoa, Chordata, Actinopteri, Salmoniformes, Salmonidae.
AUGACCUCCAAAGAGCCCACGGUUAUGGAGGACCGGAGACGCAGUGCGCUGGACCAGCUCCCGCCGCCGGCCAACUCCAGCAAGCCCCUGACGCCGUUCAGUAUAGAGGACAUCCUGAACAAGCCCUCGGUGAAGAGAAGUUACUCCAGCUGCGGGACGGCGCACCUGCUCUCCUCCAGCGAGAAGCUGUCCUCUUCGAGUCACAAUCUGUGCAGCCGGGCCCUUUUCACCCAAACCUCCCCACUCUGCGCUCUGGAGGAGCUCGCCAGCAAAACCUUCAAAGGUCUCGAAGUCAGUGUUCUUCAAGCGGCAGAGGGUAAGUCUGGACAGUCACAUCUUUGUUUAUCCUAUGUAGUUAUUAUGUACAGACUGUGUAGCCUAGGGUGAUUCAGCUUAUGGUCUACAAAUGCAACUAACGAAAUAGAUAUCAAUGUUAGGUCUCUACGCGUGUGCUUGCAGUGGGUCUGUGCACACACAUAUUUCUUUCAGAAUUUGAGUAUUUAAUUAAAGCACGACGCAUGUUUUUGCAUAACGAUUUGAAAACAUAUAUGUGUAUCGAAUUGGUUAUUUUUAUGUGAACAAAAUAUAUUAAAGCUGAAUAGUUCCACCAUGUAAACACGAAUAAUAAGCGUAUGCGAAAUACUACUCCACAUAAUAAUUAUAACUAAUGUAAUAUUUAGUUUAAGAUUGUUAUUAUUAGACCUAUUGUAUCACAUUAUCUGUUAUUCGCCCAGCGUUUCCCAUACUCGGUCCUCGGGACACCAAGGGGUGCACGUUUUGGUUUUUGCCCUAAAUUCAAAUGAUCAAACCUUGAUUAUUCGUUGAUUAUUUGAAUCAGCUUUCAAGUGCCAGGGCAAAAAACAAAACGCGCACCCCUUGGGGUUCGAGGACCGAGUUUGGGAAACCCUGUAUUAGCCUAUAUGUAGCCUACCCUAUUGGUAAUAUUGUUGCUGUUGCUGUUAUUGUUAUUGUUGGUGGUGGUGGUUUUAGAUGAGAAAUACAUACAUAGGCCUGUUAUUAGUCUAGCAGUUAUUUCUGUAAGGUUUCUUGGAUCAACAUUAUGCCUGGUGAUUCACUAAAUGCCUAUAGGCUAAUAUCCUUAUCCUCUAAAUAUCAUUUCACAGGCCGAGACGGCACGACACUAUUCGGUUCGCGGAAUAACCCCAAAAAGCGCCGGAAGUCUCGCACGGCCUUCACCAACCACCAGAUCUACGAGUUGGAGAAGCGCUUCCUGUACCAGAAGUACCUGAGUCCAGCUGACCGCGACCAGAUAGCACAGCAGCUCGGCCUCACCAAUGCACAGGUAAUCACCUGGUUCCAAAACCGGCGGGCCAAGCUCAAACGCGACCUGGAGGAGAUGAAGGCGGACGUGGAGUCGGCCAAAUCCGUGGGCACAGUGUCUUUCGAGAAGAUGGCCAAACUAGCCGAGCUGGAGAAAUGCGCAGCUAACGGCGCGCUGGGCCCUAACAGAACCGAGUCACCCUCGCUAUCGAACCAUGAGCAUGACACAUCGAACAAACUAUUAUUGUCCUCACCUUCAUCGCCAUAUACAGACCAUACUAGCAGCAAGGGUUGCUCCGACGAUGAGGAGAUUGACGUGGAUGACUAA